Molecule: messenger RNA, 2334 nt
Organism: Drosophila guanche
Lineage: Eukaryota; Metazoa; Arthropoda; Insecta; Diptera; Drosophilidae
Gene: dbf
Exons: 2
Coding region: 345-2180 (611 amino acids)
Cellular component (GO): nucleus
Molecular function (GO): zinc ion binding; nucleic acid binding
Source: RefSeq, a predicted model, not a curated record
AACUUUUUUGCUGCCUUGACAAUUCCAUCACGUCGUUCGGUCUGUCAGUAAUUGUGUUUUAUCAUGUAGUUUUCGACUGGUGGAGAAACAGUUCACACAUUUUUUAAACACCAUUCCCAACAAAUUCAAAUCUUUUGGCAACAUUUCGUAUUAGCAUAGCACAUAAAAGAGAAGUGGCCGUGGAUUUUGCGCUACUCCAACGACUUCACGAGUUCUAUUCACUAUUUAAAGCAGCGAACUCAAAGGACAGCGUAGAGGUAACAGAUGUUCUAAGCAAUUCCCGACGUACCGCUGCCGUUUCCAGACCUGUCUCCUACCUUGCGAGAAGCAGCAUCAGCAGAAAGAUGUUGGAACUGAAGUACAACGUGAAUCCAUAUCGCCGGCAGCUGCUGGUCCACGAGCAGGCUGCCAUAGAGAGUGCCAAAAAAAUAUUCAAGGCUGCUGCCGGCCUGCCCAAGCCACUCACUCCGUCCGGUCAUGUGCCGGUGCUGGUGGACGUGCGAUGCAUGGACUCGAAGGCCGUUUAUCACGUCCAUGUGAAUAUUCCUCCAAACGGCUGGUCAUCAGAAGAACAAGAUGAAGAAAAGUGUCCACCUCUGCGGCUGAUGUACCCAAGCGACCAGCAUGACAGCGGCCUUGAUGUGACGACAAACACAAUGGGUGGCUGGCACAACCCAAACGCCGAGGACAAGUCUCUGCUGGUGGUCGCUCAGAGAGAGGUUCACAAGGUGCUUCCAGGCACAGUUCGACUUUCUACAAAUACCGGGUCCCCCGUUGCCAUGCAGGCGGACGAGAAGAUCAAGGCCCACUUCAUGGCGGCCUUGCACCAGCAGCAGUCCAGUCCCCUUUACCACUCGGUGCUGUGGCUGAACGAGUGCAAGGAGACUGUGGAGGCACACCAGCCGCCUUCCCUGCAGAUUGAGGAGCUCGUGCAGGACGAGCCUGAUUAUUGUGUGACGACACCAGAGACCCCAGAGAGCGGAAAUGGUCCGCUCUCAAGCCCCCUGAAUGGGUACAAGCCAGUCCAGCAGCAGCUCUCGCCGAGCCAUGACCCUGACCAAGUUCUGGUUCCUGAACUCUGCCUCGACAGCCGUGGCGUUUACGUGCCAAACAAGCAGCUACAGGUGCAGCAAUCACAAAACCCCAUCAAUGGCUUUCGCAAGCAGCUGCAACAGUCGGAUUCGCAUCCCUUAAUGCACCAGAACGAGCUUCAGCCACUGCCCAGAGGCGCGUUGAUGCCAAAGAAUGGAUUUAAAGCUGGCACCAGCAAUCAGCAUCAUUGCAGUUACAGCUCAAGGAAGAUUUGGCCACUGCCCAAAGCCAAGUAUGCACACAAAAAUGGAUUUAAAUCAUUUGCUCAAAUGCGCAAUCAGAAGUAUUCGUCGCCCCGCUCCCGGGGUGAGCAGUGGAAUCAGAAGCCACCAAACACGGGUGCUGUCUUAAAUAAUUCAGACGAGCCGACUGAAGAGCCGGCCUUCCAUCGGAGCUCUCCCCAGGAGUGGCGCAAUCCGUUCCAGUGGAACAACUGCAGACUGUGCCACAAGACCAUGCGGACAAUUCGCAACGCCGUGGAACACUACAGCUCAAAGGAGCACGAUCGCCGGAUGGCGAUGCGCACAUUGCGCAUGCCAGACGGCGGCUUCAAUCAGUCGGCCAACCUGUCGAAUGGGGCGCUGCAGGAGCUGCAGGAGCUGCGCAGCGCCAGAUCUGUCGAUUUUUACUGCGAGCUCUGCGAUCUGAUGCUCACAUCGAAUGCGCACGCUGACCAGCACUUCCAGGGACGCCGCCACCGGAUGGUGGCCAACAAACUCUCCAAGCCCAAUGGGUUGGGCCACUACAAUGCGGAUGGCCGCUGGGUGCGCACCGACAAGAAGGGCAUGAACUGCGAGCUCUGCGAUGUGAGCAUCACUUCCGAUACCCAGAUGGCCAUGCACAUGGCGGGGGCCAAACAUCGCAAGCGUGUCGUCGACUGCUACAUCAGCGGACACAUGGAGGUGCCUUUUGACGGCUCGGGGUCCGCCCUCAAGCCACUGGGUCCCUACAUUCGCAAGUCUGACAUUUUCGACAUCAAUUCAGGCUACUAUUGCGACGUGUGCGAGAUACCGCUGAACCAUCGCAAGUCGGCGAAGGGCCACAUGAAGGGCCGCCUGCACAAGAGGAAUAUUCAUUCCUUUCACUGAGUGCCUGAGUCCCUGAGUGGCCAGAGAUGAUCAGAGAGCGAGCUGCGACACCCAUGUGGGGAAUCCGUUUUAUUGAAUAUGUUUUAUAUCAGAAUGUUUAAUAUAAUUAGUAUAGAUAAUCAUAUACAAAUGGGACACAAUUAGUCCUGAAAAA